Messenger RNA from Spirodela intermedia, 408 nucleotides. The record is from the annotation of a GenBank genome assembly. Lineage: Eukaryota; Viridiplantae; Streptophyta; Magnoliopsida; Alismatales; Araceae.
AUGGAGGUUGCAGGCCCCUCAGCAACGUCAUCAGCCGACGCCGCUGAUAAGGUAGAACUCCAAGCUUCCGUGAAAGCUCUGGUGGCAGAUGUGUGCCUACUAAAGCUGCCCUUCCAAGAACACAAAAGAGCGGCCGCAUCUUGGGCCAAGGUCCCUCAGCCCAAAGUCUUUGCAUGUGCUAGGAACGCCAAGGAGUUCGAGAACUUCCUUUGGGACCUAGACCAUUACUUAUGGGUGAUACACUCACCUGAUGCGGAGAAGGUCACGUUGGCAAACAUGUACCUCGUCAAUGACGCGAACCUGUGGUGGCGCAUGUCGACGGAGGAUUUGGCCAGACAUACCAUCAAAACAUGGGAAGAAACCUAUUAUAGGAUCUCUUUUUUUAGGGUACGAAUUGAAGUGUUUUAG